Lemur catta (Ring-tailed lemur) is the source of this 7423-nucleotide messenger RNA. RefSeq names its product zinc finger and BTB domain containing 4 (gene ZBTB4). Gene Ontology annotation, molecular function: protein binding. NCBI's taxonomy places the organism in Eukaryota, Metazoa, Chordata, Mammalia, Primates, Lemuridae. The record is from RefSeq and is a predicted model, not a curated record. Gene Ontology annotation, biological process: negative regulation of transcription by RNA polymerase II; regulation of immune system process; regulation of cytokine production. The transcript has 4 exons. The coding region runs from base 1833 to 4859 and encodes 1008 amino acids.
UAUGGGAGGUGGGGGGGUGACCAGGGAAGGCCUCCCGGAAGGUGACUUUUGAGUCAAGGCUUAAAGGAAGUGGGGCAGUGAAGCAUAAGGCUAUCUGGAGGAAAGAACAUUCCAGGCAGAGGGAACAAGAGGUAGAGCAUGUCUGGUGGCCAUACUCAGAUUCCCCUACUCAGUGGCACCUCUGAGGUGACACAGGCAGUCAAGAGUAGAGAAACAGUAAGAAGAAACAAAUAAAACAUUUAAAACCACAGAGCCACUAAACUUACCACGAAGCCCGAUUUCUGCCUCUUUUACUUCAACACUUCCCCCUACCAUUUUCUGGGGCUGAGUUCCAAGAUCUGGGUGCUGCCAGUCAUUAGCUCAUUUAAUCUUUACAACAGCCCCACAAAGUGAGAACUGCUCAUCAUUCCCCCCUUAUAGACAAGGAAACUGAGUACAAAGACGCUAUGUAACUUGCCCAGGGUCACAAAGCUACUAUCUUCUCCACCUCCCAUAAGCCCUUGCAAGGCAGUGGCCAGUGAUAGGGCACUUGAACUCAGGAAAGCUGGGUCCAAACCCCAGCUUGGUUAGCGCUAUGUUCCCUUGACCUGAAAGGGAGGCGUUUGGAGUAUUCAGUUUCUCUACACCAGAAUCCUCACUGUGGUCAUUGAGUGUUGGAAUAAGGUGAUGCGGAUAAAAUGCUUAGCACUACACUUUGCACAUAAUAAGUAUUUCAUAAAUGGCAGCUACAGAGACCAUGAUGAUGAUGAUUCUUGUUGAUCUCCAAUGGCCAGUCCAGCUUUGUAUCUUUGUGGUUCUAAGAAGCCCUGUCAGGCCUUGUUCAAGUAUUGUAGCAGUCAGGGUAGGCACAAAGCAUGUUGUAUAUGGUUGUGCCCGUGAGCAGGGCUGGCCAAGGGGGUGAACGGAGACUGGAAUCGAACCUUGACUUUGCUCACCUGUGCAGGCUGCUACCUCCUGGAGGAAGGGGCCUUUCUUCUAAUUUUCAGAAAAGCACCAGAUGGGCUAUUGGUGCCCUAGUGUGGGCCUUCGUUGUGGUAUGGUGAAGUCAUCAGGAACACAGGCUUUGGAGCCAGACUUCCUGGGAUCAGACCCCAGCCUUUCUACUAACUGGUCAUAUGUCCUUGGGCAUCUCUAGCAUCUCUGAACCACAGUCUGUCAUUUUAAAGUGGGGAAGCUAACUGUUACCUUUCAGAGUAGUGAUGAGGAGCAAAUGAGAUGCUAUUAAUACAAAUAAGGCACAGAUUCUUGGGGUCCCAGUGGGCCAGUGGCUGUCAUGGAAGGGAGUGGGAGGCCUGAACACCAGCCAUGGGAUUCCCAGGAUUCCCAAACUGUCCACAAUUCAGCAGCAGACAGGAAAGCACUUGAUCCAGUAUCUGAUCUGUGCCUGACAGUCAGGGUUGUUAAAACUUUUGAAUAUCACCCCUGUUUACUAUCUUCCUUCUUCUUGUCCAGGAGAGAUGUCAGAAAAAUCUUUUGGGGCAUGUGAGAUGCGGCAUGUGUGAGGGGAAGGCCUUUGAGUCCAGACAGUAUGCGUGAUAAAUGGGAAAAGAACAUUUUUCAGGGAAUUGUAUGAGGGACUCCUGAUGCAGGAUACCUCUAGAGACAUGUGUGACCCAUGGCAUUUGGAAGGAUGCCCCCAAAGAGAGGAGAGAGCGCUCAAGCUUCGUGGAGGGUGGAUGAGAAGGACCCAAGAGCUCUGCUCUCAGGUCAGCAGGCCUCGAUCUGUGAACAGACCUCACCUGUCAUUACCAGAAAGAACAGGCCCAGCAGAAGGGACUCGCUGAGCCACCGCCCGCUCUGCUCCAUGUUGGCUGUGCUCUCAGGCUGGCGCCAUGCCCCCUCCCGCAGAGGUGACGGACCCGUCUCACGCCCCUGCCGUCCUGCGCCAGCUCAAUGAGCAGCGGCUCCGUGGUCUCUUCUGUGACGUCACCCUCAUAGCUGGAGACACCAAAUUCCCAGCUCACCGCAGUGUCCUGGCUGCUUCAAGUCCCUUUUUCAGAGAGGCUCUGCUUGCUUCAGCCCCACUGCCCCUCCCACCAGUUACUGGGGGCUCAGCUGCCAACCCUGCUGCCACCACAGCUGCUUCUUCCUCCUCCUCUUCUUCCUCUUCUUCUUCCUCCUCCUCCUCCUCUUCUUCCUCUUCUUCCUCUUCCUCUCCCCCUCCAGCCUCUCCCCCUGCUUCAUCCCCACCCCGAGUCCUGGAACUUCCAGGGGUCCCAGCAGCUGCCUUUUCUGAUGUCCUCAACUUCAUCUAUAGUGCCCGGCUCGCACUACCUGGUGGCGGAGGGGACGGGGCAGCUGUAGCAGAGAUUGGAGCUUUGGGACGGCGUCUGGGCAUCUCUCGCCUACAGGGCCUGGGGGAGGGAGGCGAUGCCUGGGUCCCUCCCACCCCAGCCCCCAUGGCCACCUCACAGCCUGAAGACGACAGCUUCGGGCCUGGGCCUAGGCCAGCUGUGGAGUGGGAGGGAGACAGGGCUGAGGCCCAGGCCCCUGACUUACAGCCCCCAUUGUCCCGGCGGCCCCUCCCCUGCCCCCGAUGUGGAAAAAGCUUCAUCCAUCCCAAGCGGCUGCAGACCCAUGAGGCCCAGUGCCGACGGGGGGCCAGCACUCAGGGGUCUACAAGGCUGGGGACCGGGGGCUCUGGCCCCGGUGGUCCUGCAGGAGUGGAUGCCUCAGCUCUGCCCCCACCCAUGGGCUUCCGAGGUGGCCCCGAGCACGUGGUGAAGGUGGUGGGCGGCCACGUGCUGUACGUGUGUGCGGCCUGCGAGAGGUCCUAUGUGACGCUGUCCAGCCUGAAGCGGCACAGCAACGUGCACUCAUGGCGGAGGAAGUACCCCUGCCGCUACUGCGAGAAGGUGUUCGCCCUAGCUGAGUACCGAACUAAGCACGAGGUGUGGCACACCGGGGAGCGCAGGUACCAGUGCAUCUUCUGCUGGGAGACCUUUGUCACUUAUUAUAACCUGAAGACCCACCAGCGAGCCUUCCAUGGCAUUAGCCCGGGCCUCCUAGCCAGUGAGAAGACACCCAAUGGAGGCUACAAGCCCAAGCUCAAUACUCUCAAGCUGUACCGCCUACUCCCCAUGCGGGCAGCCAAGCGGCCCUACAAGACCUACAGCCAGGGAGCUCCAGAGGCCCCCCUUUCUCCAAACCUCAACACACCGGCCCCUGUGGCAAUGCCAGCCAGCCCACCACCCAGACCUCCACCUGUCCCAGAGCCUGGCCCCCCACCCUCUGUCAUCACCUUUGCUCACCCAGCCCCCUCUGUCAUUGUCCAUGGGGGCAGUAGCAGUGGUGGAGCGGGGGGUGGGCCGACCAGCACAGGAGGGUCCCAGGCCGCCUCGGUCAUCACUUACACUGCUCCCCCGAGGCCUCCCAAGAAACGGGAGUACCCACCUCCUCCCCCAGAGCCUGCAGCCACACCCACUAGCCCAGUCACAGUGGUCAGCCCAGCCACGGCUGCAGGGCCAGCCACGGCCACCGCCACAGAGGAGGCCAAGGGCCGGAAUCCACGGGCUGGGAGGACUCUGACUUACACAGCCAAGCCAGUGGGUGGGAUUGGCGGGGGCGGGGGUCCCCCUGCAGGGCCGGGCCGGGGCCCCUCUCAGCUACAGGCUCCACCUCCACUGUGUCAGAUCACUGUGCGAAUCGGGGAGGAGGCCAUUGUCAAGCGCCGCAUCUCAGAAACUGACCUUCGUCCUGGGGAGCUGAGUGGAGAGGAGGUGGAGGAGAGUGAGGACGAUGACGAGGAGGAGGAGGACGAGGAGGAGGAGGACGAGGAGGAAUCAAAGGCUAGUGGGGAGGACCAGCUCUGGAGGCCCUACUACUCGUACAAGCCUAAGCGCAAGCCUGGAGCUGCUGGAGGUGGCAGUGGUGGCAGUGGGCUGCCCCGAGGCCGCCGGCCACCACGCUGGAGGCAGAAGCUGGAACGGAGGAGCUGGGAGGAGACCCCAGCAGCCGAGAGCCCAGCAGGGCGUGCCCGCACAGAGCGGAGGCACCGCUGUGGGGACUGUGCCCAGACCUUUGCCACCCUGAGGAAGCUGCGAAAGCACCAAGAGGCCCAUGGUGGGGGCUCCCACAGCUCCCGGGCUGGACGGAGGCCUUCCACCCGCUUCACCUGCCCCCACUGCGCCAAGGUGUGCAAGACGGCAGCUGCUCUGAGCCGCCACGGGCAGAGGCACGCUGCUGAGCGGCCGGGGGGCACUCCCACACCUGUCAUUGCCUAUUCCAAGGGCAGCGCUGGCACCAGGCCUGGGGAUGUCAAGGAGGAGGCCCCCCAAGAGAUGCAAGUCUCCUCAUCCAGUGGGGAGGCAGGUGGCGGGAACGCUGCUGCUGAGGAAGCUUCCGAGACCGCCUCACUCCAGGACCCUGUCAUUUCAGGGGGUGAGGAGCCCCCAGUGGUGGCAGGAGGGGGCAACUAUGCGUACCCACCUGUGCAGGAAUUUCCACUGGCCCUCAUUGGGGGCAGCCGGGAUCCUGGCGGUGGCCGGGGGAAACUUGGGAGUGAGGGGCCAGGGGGUGCUGGUGAAGGGGACCGGAUAGAAGGGAUGGGGGCUGCCAAAGUCACCUUCUACCCUGAGCCCUACCCACUCGUCUAUGGCCCUCAGCUCCUUGCUGCCUACCCCUAUAACUUCAGCAACUUGGCCGCUCUCCCGGUUGCUCUCAACAUGGUCCUACCUGAUGAAAAGGGAGGAGGGGCCCUUCCCUUCCUACCAGGGGUCUUUGGCUACGCAGUGAAUCCUCAAGCAGCACCCCCUACUCCCCCAACACCACCACCCCCAACUCUUCCUCCACCAGUUCCCCCUAAGGGAGAAGGGGAAAGGAAAGGGCUUGAGAGAACCCAGAAGGGAGAUGUGGGGUGAGCUCUGGGACCAGGUCCCCCUUUCACCAGAUGCCACCCUCCCUGAACCCUCCACCACUACCAGCUCCCCGGCCUCCCUGCCCCUUGGGAGCCCCUCCACACUCUUGUGCAGGGACUUGGGGGCUCCUGGAGCUCAGGGGUCAGGCUGCUUUGUGUGAGAUUGUAGUUUUCCCAUCUCCUGGGAAGGGAUCUUUGGUGGUUCCCCUCUCAAGCUUCCUCCCAGGGAGUGGCCUCCAUGAGGGGCAGGGCCAGCUCCCAUCCUUUCUCCAGCCCUUGGGGCAACUGAGCAAUAUACUUAUCUGAAUCUCUACUCAUGGCCCCCACCAGCUCUGAAUGUCUAACCUGCUCCUCUGAUUUGUAAACCUAGGGGGAAACCAUCUCUCUCACCUAAUGAUCCCCCCUUGUUCUGAAGCUUUCUCUAAGCCCUCCCUCAGAUGCUUCCUAGCACAUUCCAUUCUUUAUGGCCCAGGGCCUGGACCAGACCAUUGUGAAACCUAAACCCACAUACCUGGGAGCGUGGCUUUGGAUUCCAUUCUUCCCAAGGGUGGGUUUCUCUGUCCCUGUCUCCUUUGCGUGAAGAUGCCAUGCCUUCUUUGGCUUCCAUGCCUUUGGAUCUUCCAUAUUCUUCCCCAUACCCCUAGACUUUGGAGAUGGCCUCUCCCAGUCCAGGUCAAGGAGGUGUUGGGGGGAGGGCUACCCCUCUGUUCAUGGCUGAGCACUUUCCCAGCCCAGGGCAGGGAAAUCUUGGCCUUAUCUUGACCCCCAAAUCCAGUGAGCCCCAGAUUCUUCCAAGGCAGAAGAGGUGAAUAGGUCACACCUCUUCCUGCCUCUACCUAUGGCCUCUUCUGGGCUAAACCAGAUUUGGGGGCCAGGAGGGAAGAGCUCCAUGUGGGAUGGAGAAGGGAAUCUACUUUCUCCCUGUUUUUUUUCCUGAUGGUUUCUCCCAGACUAGACCAAAUAGCCAGAAAAAAGAUGGGGGUUGGAUGGGUGGGUAAGCCCAAGAUUUGCACAUGACCUUCCAUCCUUACCUUUACCCUCAUCUUCCCUCACCAAUCACUCCAGAUGGUUUUGGGGGAACCAUUCUACUCUUCUGGUGGGCUUUGGGGUAUCCCCACCAACUUUCCCUCCAGAAUAGCACCUUAUACCCCACCUUUGACUCAGUUCCCCACACCCAAAGAUCCCAGCCUAGGGAUGGGGUACAGGGACCAUAGUCCCUAAUCCCUAAUUUGCACUAGUUAACCCUGGUCAGGGGUCCCUAUACUUCCUUCCAGUGGGGGAGAUGAAGAAAUGUUUGCUCCUAAUUCUCUUUGAAAACUGGGCCUCCCUGUUCUGUGAUUGGAUGAACAUUUCCCAUCCCACUCACCUCCCCACCAAAAAAACAGCUCACAAGGGAGAGCCUGUUUGGGGGAGCAAAUUUGACAAAUGGGAAUUAGAGGAGUGCAGUUUAAAAAGGGGAAAAGUUGCUGUCAUCAAAAUGGCAGCCUUUCCCCAGCUACUGUUUUUUGGGGCCAAGAUGGCUGCCCUUGCAGCAGUUGCUGGGAGGGCAAGAUCAUGGCUUCUGGAGGGAGGUGAGUUUAGAGAAGGGCCAGGAGCAUCCUCCUGCCCCCUCUUCCCCUCCCAGUCUACAGGAAAGGGGAAGUUUUUGACAGGCUCCCUGAAUGUUAACCAUGGAGGAGACACUCCUUCAUUCCUCUGUCUCUUUGCACUUUUCUUGGUCUUGGCCACAGCCUGAGUGAAGAAUUUCCUACUGAAUGUACCAAGUUCCAAUUUUUAAGGGGGCAAAAAGUUUCAAACAGGGAAAAAUGCAAAAAAAAAAAAAAAAAAAAAUCACUAAAAAUUCUCACAAAUCUUGUUUCUGGCACUUUAGAAAAACUGCGAAAAAAUACAUAAUAAAGAAUACAUAUAUAUCUACACACAAAUUAUAUAUAUCUAUAUAUACAGCGGAACCACAAGAGAGACUGAGGAAGGCCUAGAGGCAGGGGGCAGAUGUGAUGACAGUGCCCCUAUAUCCUUAACCUGUACUCCUCUGAGGCAAACAGGCAUGGGACAAUGGAAGGGGCUGAGGAUGGAUUGGGGAAUUUGAAUUUCAGAAUAGGUCAAAAUUCCAAAACUAUGGACACUUUGGGAGAAUUGAGAUUGUAGACAUUUAUUUUUUUUUUAAAUAUGAUUAAGGAAAAUAGUUUCCAGAAUUUGGUGGUUCUGGGCAACAAAUGAGAUAGUGGCUAAGUGGAGAUUAAAAUAUAUGUAUUUGAGCUGGGGAAUUUGAAUAUUGUGAGUUUCACAUGUUGGAAAUAUGGGAUUUUGCAGUUUCGUCUUUUGAAAAUGAUCAAGUCUUGUCAGUUUGUGCCGUCUUUCCCCAUGUUCCCUGGGAAGAAGGGUGACGGCAGAGUGGGAAGGCCACUGGUUCUGUGCCACAGCACGCAAGAUUUAGAAUUCUACAGACUCUAGCUCUAUACGUAGUGAGGACCCAGAUUUAGAGAAACUGACCAAUAUUUAUCUCCGCAUUUGUGUGUGUGUCCAACUCUCUAGGCCAAUAAACCAACAAGACAAACAAACUGCUCCACA